GUAUGUUGUUGUUGUUGUUGUUAUACUUGCUGCUUUACUUUUUAAUUGAAACAUAAUGUUCAAUGAGCUAUUAGCUCAAAUGGUACUUCACAUCCUUUUACAAGGGAGUUGCAUUGAUCGAUACACAUUUCGAUCUCUGUACCUCGCGGUCGCACAUUACCUCACAAAUUCUCCUACUCAUUCACUCACAUAAGUCCAGUUGCUAUUUCUAUAACCAAUAAAUAUUCAUUGUUACAUAUUGAUCCCAUAUCAUAUCAUUUGGGACCUGUGGUUUGACAGAGAAUGGUCGUGGGGAAACUCUUGAAACUUAACGAUGAGUUUAAGAAUGUGGUAGAAAUGAUGAACACUGACACAUUUAAACAAUUAUUUGAAUAUAUUACUGAUGGUUAAGACCAUGCCAAUGAGUGCAUAGCACAGUUUGUCGAAAAAGUAUAAUAAUAAACGUAGUCUUUCUUGAAACGAUGCGCAGAUGCAAUUGGUAAGCUAGAAAGUGAGAUUGAUUGAAUACAUCACUGUUUUAAUCUAUGGACAUAUUUGUAGAAAAUUAGAGGAAGUAUAAAACAUAUCGCUUAUUUGCAUCGAAGCCCUGAACUAAUAUUUUACUUAAAAAAAGACUCAGUUAAUGAAGGCUAGAGAGCAGCACCACCAACAACAACAGCAACAGCCGGCACCGCCCCACAAUUCUCAACAGCACCAACAACAGCAGAUUCAGCUUCUAUUACAAAGACAAGCUCAGCAGCAACAACAACACAAUCAACAACAACAACAAAACAAUCAACAUCAACAGCAGCAACAACAACAACAACAGGGUCAUCAGCAGCAACAACAAAGGCGCGAGGGAAGUGGACACGUCAUGAAUGGAUCAGCCAAUGGAAUUGUGGGAAAUGACCCUCAAAUGAGAAGAAAUAGUGGUGGGACUGCAAAUGCUUUGGCCACAAAGAUGUAUGAAGAGAAUUUGAAGAGGGAUUCUUUGGAGGAUGCUGCUUUGAAGCAAAGGUUUGGUGAUAAUGUGGGCCAGCUUUUGGAUCCAAAUCAUGCGGCCAUCUUGAAACCAGCUUCGGCCUCUAGCCAGCCGUCUGGGCCAAUGUUGCACGGUGCUGCUGGUGGAUUGUCUUCACAAGUUCAAGCACGGAGCCAACAAUUUCCAGGGUCUACAGCAGAUAUCAAAACUGAAAUAAAUCCUAUCCUGAAUCCAAGAGCUGCGGGCCCCGAAGGAUCACUGAUUGGAAUCCCUGGUUCGAAUCAAGGAAAUAACAAUUUGACGCUGAAAGGUUGGCCUUUAACAGGCCUCGAGCAGCUUCGUUCUGGGCUCCUGCAACAGCCAAAAUCAUUCAUGCAGGGACCACAGCCCUUCAAUCAAUUACAGAUGCUGACACCUCAGCACCAGCAGCAACUCAUGCUCGCUCAGCAGAGCCUCGCUUCUCCAUCCAUCAGUGAAGUCGAGAGCCAAAGGUUGAAAAUGCUUCUUAACAACCGAAGCUUCUCUAUGGGUAAAGAUGGGCUCUCUAAUUCAGUUGGUGAUGUGGUGCCUAAUAUGGGGUCCCCCUUGCAAGCUGGCUGCCAGGUUUUGCCUCGUGCGGAUACUGAGAUGCUGAUGAAGUUGAAAUUUGCGCAAAUGCAGCAUCAGCAGAGCAGUAGCCAAUCACAACAGCAACAACUUCAGCAACAUGCUCUCUCUGGUCAGCAGUCGCAAAGUUUGAUUCACAAUCUACAGCAAGAUAAGAUUAUGGGUAGUGGCAGUGUCAUUGCUGAUGGUAGCAUGUCCAAUUCAUUCCGAGGAAAUGAUCAGGCUUCAAAAAGCCAGGCUGGCAGAAAGAGAAAGCAGCCCGUAUCUUCUUCGGGCCCUGCCAACAGCUCAGGAACAGGAAAUACGGCGGGCCCUUCUCCAAGUUCAGCCCCAUCAACGCCCUCGACUCAUACUCCGGGAGACGUGAUGUCGAUGCCCGCCUUGCCACACAGCGGCAGCUCCUCAAAGCCUCUCAUGAUGUUUGGGGCCGAUAACACGGGCACUCUCACUUCACCGUCAAAUCAGUUGUGGGAUGAUAAGGAACUCGGGCAAGCUGAUAUGGAUCGUUUUGUGGAUGAUGUAGAGGAUAAUGUGGAGUCUUUCCUGUCGCAUGAUGAUGCCGACCCCCGAGAUGCGGUUGGCCGCUGUAUGGAUGUUAGCAAAGUGGAAGUAAAGUUGCUUGCUGCCACUUCUCAUCAGAUGGAAAACUGCUUGCCAGUGGUGGACAUGACAAAAAGGCGAGUUUCAGGAUUGAGCAACAUUGUUCGCAGUCAUGCUGUUCUAUGGUACACGGAUUCUCUGAAGCCGAAAACUACGCUUGAGGAACACUCAGCACUUAUUACCGAUGUCCGUUUUAGUCCUAGCAUGGCCCGCCUUGCCACAUCAUCUUUCGAUAAAACCGUCAGGGUCUGGGAUGCAGAUACUCCUGGCUACUCACUUCGUACCUUUACCGGACAUUCUGCUGGCGUAGUGUCAUUGGAUUUUCAUCCCAAUAAAGAUGACCUCAUCUGCUCCUGUGAUGGUGACGGUGAAAUAAGAUACUGGAGUAUAAACAAAGGAAACUUCACCAGAGUUUUCAAGGGUGGCAGUGUCCAAGUUAGAUUUCAACCUCGUCUCGGAAGAUAUCUUGCAGCUGCUGCUGAGAACGUAGUUUCGAUACUUGAUGCUGAGACAAAUGCAUGUCGCCAUUCAUUGAAGGGCCACACGAAACCUAUUCAUUCGGUUUGCUGGGACCCAUCUGGAGAGCUGCUGGCAUCUGUUAGUGAGGACUCGGUUAGGGUGUGGACAAUGAGAUCUGGCAGUGAAGGAGAAUGCUUGCACGAGCUCAGUUGUAAUGGAAACAAAUUCCACUCUUGCGUUUUCCACCCGACAUAUUCGUCCUUGCUUGUAAUCGGUUGUUAUCAGGCAAGUUAUAUUUUCUCUGGUUUAAUUUUUUCUUUGGAGCUGUGGAACAUGAGCGAGAACAAAACAAUGACCCUUUCAGCUCAUGAAGGACUAAUUGCGUCAUUGGCGGUGUCGACAGUUGCAGGCUUGGUUGCGUCUGCAAGUCACGACAAAAUCGUCAAACUUUGGAAGUGAAUUAUCUCAAAGCCAUUUUGAUCCGUAGAAGCUUCUUCAACUCGUGAUUUUGCUGCUAUGUAAUUUAAUUCCAUUUUCAGAGUUUUUGUGGUACCUUGAAAGAGUUUUAGGCUGACUAACUGUGGUUGAUAUUGUUCAUGCUUUACCAUGGAUGAACAAUCUACACUGUUCUUUUUUAAUCCUUUCUUUGUGACUUAAUCUAACUUUUAACAUUAAACUUGCCAUCUAGCUUUGAUUUGAAUGCCCUCCUUACUGGAUUUCGAAUGUGCGACUGAUUGCAUAAUAAGAUCGACAGUGGAACGAAUCAAAAUUCUCCUCGGUUUGGAGCGAAAAAUUCUCAUUAGAGUCCAAAGUUCCUCUUGUAGGAUUGUUUACUUGAAAACUGUUAAUUUUCUGUCUUUUGUCUACUGUUCACCUCUUUUCUAACCUAGUUAGUUAUUUUUUGCUCCCUCUUGUCUCGUAGUUUCUUUCUUUGUUUCUCGUUUCCCUGUUGCCGUUUCUGUUUUAGUACUCCUUUAUGGCCUGAUUGGUAUAAUU
Striga asiatica is the source of this 3622-nucleotide messenger RNA. Lineage: Eukaryota; Viridiplantae; Streptophyta; Magnoliopsida; Lamiales; Orobanchaceae. The record is from the annotation of a GenBank genome assembly.